This is a messenger RNA of Dermatophagoides pteronyssinus (European house dust mite), 2991 nucleotides long. RefSeq lists its product as uncharacterized. NCBI's taxonomy places the organism in Eukaryota, Metazoa, Arthropoda, Arachnida, Sarcoptiformes, Pyroglyphidae. Gene Ontology annotation, biological process: lipid catabolic process. The record is from RefSeq and is a predicted model, not a curated record. Gene Ontology annotation, molecular function: lipase activity.
ACCAUCAGAUUUUGAUCCAUUCAGGUGUUGGGCAAUGUUUCGAAGCGUAUGCACAGUGAACAUUCGAUAUUGCUGCCGGAUAGAUGUACGAAUGUCUAGCCGACAAUGAUCGACACCACAUCAAUGUAUUUUACCAUAUGUGGCCUAUUGUUUUUAAUCUGUGCUAAUAUUUCCGAUUGUCAAUCAUCCGAAGAUCAUCAUCAACAAUGUUCAAGGCGACCAACUUCAUUUGGCAUUCAUUCAUCAUCCGGAGAUUACGAUUCCCUAGAGUGUUCUUCUUUACCAUCAUCAUUGCCAACUGAUUAUGAAAUAUGGGUAGCCAUUAAAAAAUCUCUAAAUGAUUGGCAUCUUAAUCAAAAAUCAAUCUCCACCAAUUCGAUUGACAAUAACCAAAGACGAUUGAGUCGAACAAAACGUGAACAAUUUUUAUCUUUACAAGGAGUUGAGGAUGAUUCUCAGCAAUCCCAAAUGCCACAACAACAGGUUUGUUAUGAACAUUUUGGCUGUUUCCGGCACAAAGGACCCUUUGAUUAUCUCAACACUUUACCUGCUUCACCUGAAUCAAUUGAAACAACUUUUAGCCUCCAUACGAGAAGAAAUCCCAUUGAAGGCGAGCCGCUGGAUUAUAACGAUAACGAUGAUAUUGAUAACGACAAAGAUUCAUCCACUGAAAACAAUUCAAAACAGAUUCAUAACUCAUUCAAUGGCACGAAUAGUGUAAAAAUUAUCAUCCAUGGUUUUGGUUCAUCAAGCAAACGACCUUGGGUACAAAAGAUGACCGAAGUGCUGCUCCAAUUGGAUGAUUUCAACAUCAUUAAUGUAGAUUGGCAAAAUGGUUCCAAAUUGCCUAACUACGUGCAAGCUGCAGCCAACACUCAAUUGGUGGGCAAACAAAUUGCACGAUUAAUUCGAAAGAUUGAACGUUUGUAUAAUGUUCCUCCUUCUCGAUUUCAUUUGAUUGGGUUUUCACUUGGUGCUCAUGUUGCCGGAUUUGCAGGUCAAGAAGUAGCAAACAUAAGUCGCAUCACUGGUCUUGAUCCUGCAUCACCGCUUUUCGAAGGAUAUCCCGCUAAUGUUCGGCUUGAUCCAAGUGAUGCACAAUUUGUCGAUGUUAUACAUUCAAAUGGAGAUGGAUUCAUACGCGGCGGACUGGGAGUAUAUGAACCAAUGGGCUCUGUCGAUUUCUAUCCUAAUGGUGGUCGCGUCCAGGUUGGUUGUAGUACAGCAUUGGGUGCUUUGACCAACAUAUUGUAUCACGGACAAUGGAAUCUGUUGUGCAAUCAUCGCAGAGCUUUCCGUUUUUUCAUUGAUUCUGUACAUCAGGAUUGUACGUUUCGGGCAUUCUCUUGCACUAGCUAUGAGGAUUAUAUCAGAGGACAAUGUUUCUAUUGUGGACCAGAUGGCCGUCAAUGUUCGAAUAUGGGAUACUUUGCUAAUCUAUCGCAAGGACGUGGUCCAAUGUAUUUGAUUACCAGAGAUAAGGAGCCAUUCUGUGUGAAUCAGUUUAAAGUACAAAUUCAGUUUACUGGAGAACAAGGAGUCACUUGGGGUCAAAUUGAAUUGCAAUUGAUAAAUGCGGAUGGCAUGAACGAAACGUUUACUUUAACACAAGAAGUAGAUCAGCUUAAGGAAUCUGAACGAAUUCAAAGUUUGAUCGUGGCUCAUCCAAAAUUGACCAAUGUGAGUGAAGUGACCCUUACCUAUACUAAAUAUCGAGGUUGGAUCUAUUAUGGUCUUAAUGAAUGGCACAUUGAUCGUAUUGAAUUAUUAGAUAGUAAUUUUGUCGUCAAAACCUAUUGUCGACAACGGAUCACAUUAUCCAAUACGGUUCCAGUUCGUUUGAAAUUGUUUCCAACAAAUUGCACCGUCAAUUUCAACGGUGACAAUCAUCAGCAAGGAAUUUUUCCCAAUAGAAAAAACAAUGAAAUAACUGUGCUUGAAUCACAGAAGCAAAAACCUGCAAGAACCGAUACACAGUGGCCACCUAACAUAAUCAAUACACAUCCUUCUGUUCGUCCGUCAAUUUAUGCAUCGUAUAUGACACGUCCAACAAAUGCCGAACAGCCCUUAACCACUGCAAUAUCAAAUCCAAGUUCUUUGCAUCCAAUGCAUGUAUCUUAUGAUUAUGAUAUGGCUAGUGCAAGUGGACCAUUGCUAAAUACCGACCAAAAUGGACAAUUUCCUCCAUUAUUUGAACUGUUACCUCGCCACGCAUAUGCUCGGGAUCGUUUAAACAAAUUGGAAUCAACUCUAGAUGACGAAAAAUCUGAUUCCGAUGAAACAUCCGAGAGCCCUCAACAAUUACAAACAAGUAGUAUUAUUUCGCCUAUACUUAAUGGAGCAUCAAGAAUGUUCUGGAAAUUCUGGAACAAUCUUAAUCAGCCGCCAUCCACAAUAGCAAUACCAGCAAACCAUUCAUCGUAUGUAACACCACAGUCUCAUCAUUCGCACCGUAUGGUUUCGUCUUCAACAUCUAGUAUACGAACUGCUUCAUCAUCACCAAUUUUCAUUUUAUCUCCUGUUACCGGCGAAGUAAGAGAUCCUUUUCAGAAACCAGACCGUAAAUUGGCAAAUAGUAUAGAAGAAAACAUGAAUGAUGAUCAAAAAAACAUCGAAAAUAAUAAUCAAGAUGAUGAUCAUGAUGAAAGCAUUGGAUCUAACGAAAAAACAUUUCUUACAAGUGGCAAACAUUAUGUCUUGUAUUCAAUCAUUCCCAUAAGUAGUACGAAUAACGAGGAACAGCGAGGAACAUCCAUGGGCCCAAUUCGUCAUACAACAACUACGAUUAUGAUGCAGCCUAUACAUUUGAUCAAUACAUAUCAAGUGAUUCCCAAUAACAAUAACAAUAACAACAUGAUGAUCAGUACAACAAUGAUGACACCAACAGUAUCAUCUUUGAAAAAUAGAAAUAUCUUAUCCCCUUCACUGCCACCAUCAGAAUGAUACAUUUUUAUUACAUCAAAACAGAGUUAUUUUUAGCCUAAAAAAUCA